CCAACUGUCGGUCCAUAUGUUGCCGAGCCCAAAUCGCCUAUCUGACCAACCACUGUUUGGCUACGUUCCAGUUUGCAUUAAAGUUCGACAUCCUUGGCGCGGUUAAAUCAUUCCGCGCGCGGAACUGUCAAUAGUAGCCUGGUCAUUCUCCCACGUUUCCGCUUCAGCCGCACAACAUCAUCAAGCUUCCAAGAUCUUGGCUGAACGUCCUGUCCAACCAGAACGAUGCAUCUGUCGAUGCUGGGCGCAAGGCAAUCGGGCAGAACUUGAAGCCGCAAUGGCCGACAUGAUGCUGAUCGCUACGUAUGAUGUUUCGCACACAGUAUAUGAAGGCCCGAGGGUUGCCCUCUGAUAGACUGACUGACAGUUGCUGUUGGCCUGCGACCUCACAUAACAAGCACUAUCUUGGACUUUGAAAAAUGGACUCUGCUUUCGCUGCCAUGACGGGCCCUCAGGGCCCAGCCGUCACAUUUGCACCUCUCCUGAACAAUGUCGUCCACUUGGCGGCGGCUGACUUGGACGCUUGUAAUACCGCGGCCGAUCAUGUUCUUGACUGUGCCGAUAGCUUGGGUGGCCUCACCAAUGUCUUGAACGCCCCGGAAGAAGACCUGAUUGCUUGUGUCUGCUGCUCUUCUGGGACACUCCUCGCGGACGGUUACUCGAGCUGCUAUGAUUACUUGACUGGGGCGCCAGGUUACGAAGCCACAGACUACGAGCCAUACGGAGUCUUCUACACCGUCUGCAACGCCCAAAGUUCAUGUGGCGCUUCCAGUUUAACAGCAGACACCACCGAGGAAGACGCCUCUAUGGUAACAAGGCCUGGCUACGAUGAAGGGCCCGUCACCGCCACUGCUAUCAUCGAUGUGACAACCAUCGCCUCUGAGGAUUACUUACCGACGACCACCGAGCCGUCUGAAUGUUGGGACAUGAUCUCCACGUUUGACUCGUGUGAAGCGGAAACAGCCGGCUUCGCUACCAUGCCGUAUGCCGUGCAAGCAUCCUGCUACUGCUGCGGUGGCUCCGGACAAUGGACCGACGAGAUCGACUCGUCUGCGUCUGUAUGUGCCAAGUGGGCAAGCACUGGUGAACCUUACACCGUCUAUCCUGUCGCAACACGCUUCGCCACCUUCUGCGAGGACUAUGAUGACGUGUGCGAGUCUAAAGAGACUGGAACGGCUACUGUCACCGAUGCAGAGAAGGACAAUGAGCCAACUGAGACGGACGCUCAGGAUGCGGAAGAGACUACUGAUAACCCUGAUGCCGCUGCGUCGGUUAGAGUAGGGUACGGCGCUGCGGCGGUGGCUGCGCUCGCGCUCGGGAUGGUUAUCUGAUUAAUGAAUCAAUGAUAGUUGUCCUGAGACGUGUUGAACAU
Messenger RNA from Emericellopsis atlantica, 1372 nucleotides. RefSeq lists its product as uncharacterized. NCBI's taxonomy places the organism in Eukaryota, Fungi, Ascomycota, Sordariomycetes, Hypocreales, Bionectriaceae. The coding region runs from base 420 to 1331 and encodes 303 amino acids. The transcript has 4 exons. The record is from RefSeq and is a predicted model, not a curated record.